Molecule: messenger RNA, 1653 nt
Organism: Lampris incognitus (smalleye Pacific opah)
Lineage: Eukaryota; Metazoa; Chordata; Actinopteri; Lampriformes; Lampridae
Product: organic solute transporter subunit alpha
Exons: 7
Coding region: 1-1278 (425 amino acids)
Biological process (GO): transport
Molecular function (GO): transporter activity
Source: RefSeq, a predicted model, not a curated record
AUGGGGAGGGGGACAAACUGCAGCUUGAUAGGCCCCGAGAUCCCCCUGUCAUCCGAGUUCUUCAGAGCCAUUAAAGAUGAACUGUGGCUGUUCCUCAUCCCGGCGGGUUUGGGGCUCAUUCUACUGGCCCUGUUCCUGGAGGAGGUCGGCUUUUUCCUGCGUCACAUCUCUUCUUCCAGACGAAAACGUCUUUAUUUGUGGAUCCUGGGGAUGUACCCGGUGUUUGCCUUGACCUCCAUCAUAGCCUUGUAUGUUCCCCGGUCGUCCUCGCUGUGUAAUUUCAUUGCAUCGCUAUAUCACUCCAUCACUCUGCUGAAGUUUAUGGGGUUGAUCACCAACUUCUUCGGGGGGAAGGAGCGGAUGUUAGAAGUCUUGUCAGGGGCGCAACUUUCUCCAGAUCCCUUCCCGUGCUGCUUCUGCUGCUGCCUCCCCAUGAUUGCCAUCAACCGGACCAGUAUUGGAUGGAUGAUGGCUGCUGUGCUCCAGCUCUCUUUGGUUCGAAGCAUCCUGUUCUUCAUCACCCUGGUCCUCUGGACUGAUGAACAGUAUGACUACGGGGACGUAGAUUCGGUCAAUCCCAAUUUGUACGUGAAUGGAAUAAUAGGGGUGUCAACCUUCCUGUCCUUCUAUGGCCAUCUGCUGUUCUACAAAGCCACCAGGCAGGCGCUGAAGGGCUAUAGACUGAGGGCCAAAUUUAUCUGCAUCAUCUUGGUCUUGGUGCUUUGUGGCCUGCAGAACGGUAUUUUGGAGACCGUCGGAGCUCUGGGGGUCAUUCCCUGCACCCGACCGUUCUCUGCUCACACCAGGUCCCAGCUAAUCUACCACUACGCUGUUGUUGUGGAGAUGUUCUGCAUUGGUUUGUACGCCCGCCACACGUUUCGCAAAGUGGAGCCGAGUGUGGAGGACGGCCUUGUAUUGGAGGAGAGGUCAAAGACAGCCCGGAUGCUGGAGGUGGCGGUUCAAACGGAAGACAUUGUGACGCUGGAGCCACAUCAAAACCCCAUCAGGUCAUCAGAGGAGCCUUGGCCCGGCAGCAGCGUCCUGCUGGGCCACUUCAACCCAAGUUACAGCAGUGACGGCGAGGACUGCCUUUGCAAAAUUGAACACGCCCCCCUUGAUUGCUUCCCCUUCCCUCGUCAACCUGAAUCUCGAACCCUGGGCCGGCCCGGCACAGACGUGGACCACAAGUCUCCGGGGGAAGACUGCUUGAAUCAGACGAAGAUUACUGUCAUAGCGGAUGUUUGCUAUGACGAAUCCAAAGAUGUCACCGUCGUUUGAGUACUUCUGCCGUGAUUCAUCACAGGACAGAAUACCGCUUAAACUGAUGCGUUUGGUUGUAAUGGACGAAUAGCACAAGAGAUCCCAGUCUACACUGUCAUUUCAGACAUGUUUCUAAAUCAGAAAAACUUUGAUUUCAUAUAUAUAUAUACACUACCGUUCAAAAGUUUGGGAUCACAUUGAAAUGUCCAUAUUUUUGAAGGAAAAGCACUGUACUUUUCAAUGAAGAUAACUUUAAACUAGUCUUAACUUUAAAGAAAUACACUCUAUACAUUGCUAAUGUGGUAAAUGACUAUUCUAGCUGCAAAUGUCUGGUUUUUGGUGCAAUAUCUACAUAGGUGUAUAGAGGCCCAUUUCAAGCAACUAUCACUCCAG